GGUAGUCAAUUACAUAAUGCUUGACUGAUCGUUUGGCACUGAGACCUUCAAUCGUCAACAGAAGAUUACACAUCAUCCUGAAGCCAAAAUCUUCCUAUUUGACAUAAAGUGUCUAACUAGGAACAUCUUUAACGUCGUUCGAACUAUGAAAAUGAAUCUGAAGAGAAGAAGGUGUGCAGAGCUGGGGCGUUUUGGUGCCAUCUUGUUGGCAGCGGUGUUUACCGGCUGCAUGACAAUGAGCCACGCCGAAGCUUCGGCGCAAGAAGCAACCGGUCCAGCUCCUGAGACUGCACCAUCUCCAGGGAAGAUCACUCCUGGUGAACACCAAGAAGCUUCUAUUUCGUCUGGAUAUGAUGGUGGUGGCGAUGAUUUAAGGUCAAAUGAUACAAGUAGUUCAACCCAUGCACCAAGCACAACCAAAAAGAUUACAGAACCAUCUGACGAGCAGUUACCAGACAUAGGCUCUGCCGAAGAGGAGCAUUCAUCAAGUUUAGCUCUCUUUUUUAUCUUGGGUAUCAUAGGAGUGUGUAUCCUGUUAACUCAUCUCCUGAUUAAGCUCAAGUUCCACUAUCUCCCUGAGAGUGUUGCAGUGGUCUGCCUUGGUCUUCUAGUGGGUCUUAUUAUCCUUGCUCUAAAACACACCAAUCUCAGUAACCAUGAUUUCACGCAAGAUGAAAUCCUUGAUCCGACAACAUUCUUUCUCGUUCUACUUCCUCCAAUCAUAUUUGAAUCUGGAUAUUCCUUGCACAAGGGUAAUUUCUUCCAGAAUAUUGGUUCCAUCUUGGUGUUUGCGAUCUUCGGUACCAUCAUCUCCACUCUCAUUGUAGGAGGGGGUGUGUAUCUCCUCGGGCAGGCUAAGGUGGCUUAUGAGUUGACUUUGGUAGAGAGUUUUGCGUUUGGCUCACUCAUCUCAGCCGUCGAUCCUGUGGCGACCCUCGCCAUUUUCUCAGCUCUUGACGUUCAUCCUUUACUUAACAUGUUGGUGUUUGGUGAGAGCAUCCUGAAUGAUGCCGUCUCAAUUGUACUUUCAAAUACUGUGAUAGCCCUAGACUCUCCUGCGAUGGCCAACGUAUCAGCUCUCCAUGCCUUUGGUUAUGCUGUCGGAUCAUUCUGUAUCAUGUUCUUUGCUUCAUCUCUCCUUGGAAUUGCUAUUGGACUUAUCAGCGCUCUCAUAUUGAAGCAUGUAGAUCUGAGGAAGACACCAUCACUUGAAUUUGGUAUCAUGCUCAUCUUUGCUUAUCUACCAUACGCACUGGCUGAAGGCAUCAAACUCUCAGGCAUCAUGGCUAUCCUGUUUUGUGGUAUUGUGAUGUCACACUACACCCAUUAUAACCUAUCACCUGUCACACAGAUCAACAUGCAACACUCCUUCAGAACAAUGGCUUUCUUAGCAGAAACUUGUGUAUUCAUGUAUCUAGGGUUGGCUAUUCCCAGCUUCAAUCAUAGAUUUGAACCAGCUUUAAUACUUUGGAGCAUAGUCCUUAUUCUGGUUGGGCGAGCCUUCAACACAUUUCCACUGUCUUUCAUCUGUAAUAAAUUUAGAGAACAUAAAAUCACCUUUAAAAUGCAGUUUGUUAUGUGGUUUAGUGGUUUAAGAGGGGCUAUUGCCUAUGCUCUGAGCAUGCACUUAGAGUUUGGCAAUGAUACAAGACAUGUUCUCGUCACGACUACUCUGGUCAUUGUCUUGUUCACAGUCCUAGGUUUGGGAGGAUCAACUCUCCCACUCUUAAAGUGUAUUGGAGCAGAAAGUAAAUCAAAGAAGGAAAUCUCACUCAGCAAAACAGAAGAGAUGGGCAGUGCAUUGGAUGCUGAGCAUCUCUCUGAAUUAACGGAAGAAGAAUAUGAAGUGAACUACAUAAGACCAGGUCUUAAAGGCUUUCUGAGAUGGGACACCAAGUACUUAACACCUUUCUUCACCAGAAGACUCACAAAUAAGGAAAUCACCGAUGGGCGUUACCAGAUGCGGCAGCUGGCCAACCGAUGGUACUCCGAGGUGCGUGGCCCUGCCUCGGAUACGGAAGAUGAAACGGAACUGCUCGGCAACUGAAGAAAUGGGAUGAUGACAGAAGACAGUGCUGUCGGAGAGUGUGAAUAUCUUGAACAUGAAACGUUUCAAAGAGAUCAUAAGCUCAUGUUUGAAGAGGAAUUGCAUCAUCCAGGAAGGUAAAAGGUCGCAUCAAUCAUAGAUAACUCCACAAAGGCAUUCAGCCAAAUACCCUACAGAUGACUGGCUGGUUCAAAUGAUUGCAUUCCACAGUUACAGUGCAAGUGUAUAGAAAACUUUUGCUGCUAUGCCAGACAGAGCUCUGUAAAUAUCUGUGGUGGUUAUUUUUCAACUAGUACAAGUCAUUAGAUUAUUUAUUCAUUUUAGUCAGUUAUUUUUUGGUUGAAAACUGGCAGGAAUUAUUCGGAGUAGUGAUGAAAGCAUCUUGCAUUGAGAAGAAUUUUGGAGAUGCAGUACAGAGCAAAAUAAAACAAUGAACUUUGAUAGAAACACUACAACACAUACCAUCAAAUGACUGAGAAUUAAAAAUAGUCUACAACUUCAGAGAUUCAAGGAGGGAAUGCCGAGAUUAUAAGAGAAAUAUCUAUCAGGAUCAUAAUGAUUGUCUUGAGUUGCAUAAGAUGCAGAUACAUGCACUUUAUAAAUCUUGAAUGACCAUUAUAAUUUUUAUCAUCUGGGUUAAAAAAAGGUCACAGGCAAUUAAACUCUUGAAAAGUGCAAAGUACACAUGUGUACUUCCCUUAGUUUGAAUGUGCAACAGAGUAUUUAAAAUUGGAAAGUGGUACUGUGAGUUUUUCAUAGAUGUUAAUAGGGACUUUUUUGCACAGUGACACGGAAUGAAUCCCACAAAAUGCAAAAUUAAUCAAAACGGCAGUCUUGUCUGUGACUCUGGACAAGUGACAUAUUUGCAAUUUUCACUUCUGAAAUGUUGGACGAAACUACUGGACCGAUUCCCUACCCUCGACAAAGACGUCUUUGUGCUUUGACUUGCAAGGUUUUGUUGCAUUUUAGCUCAUCAGGGCCCUGUUGCUUGAAUAUAUAUGUCCCUGCUAUGGUAAAUUUUGGAUGGUAGGCAUGUUGCACAUUCAGCUCCCAUAGGCUCUUACACUAUUAGCUGAGUGGAUCUUCUUCAAGUACUCUCUUUUAUCCGUCUUGAUUUCAUUUGCGCGUGUGUGAUCGUUUUCAUUUCAAUAAACUCUUUUCUGUGAUUGUUUAAUUUUAAUAGGUAUUUAUGGUGUAUACAAUCUAAAAAAAAUGUAUUCAUAGAAUUCAAGUUUUUUUAAAAGAUAAAGAGUAAGAAUACUUAUAAAUGUGGUGCAAUGCAGUUUCCUUUGCUAUUAUGUGAAGCCUGUACUAUAUAUUACAUUUUCAGUUGUGUAACAUUUCUAUAAUAUAUUCAUAUUUGAUGUGUUAUUUUGUUGCCAUUUAAGAAAAUAUAUUUGUUUGCAGGGUAUGAGAAACUUAUGCAGUUGUAAAAAAUUGUACUAAGAUUAAGAGUACUUUACCAAUUAUUUUUUGUGAUUUUUUUUUCCAAGUUUGAUGGUUCAUCUGGUAUUUUCUGUUAUUGUAAUUAUAUGAUUUAAAAUGAUGCUUAAGUAUAAAGAGCACCGUGAAGAUUUUAAUGAAGAGUCUUCCUUGAAAUUAAUGCAUUCAUGGUACCUCAUACGUUAUCUUGUGGUCUGUAACACAAAACAAAAUUGGGCAAUAGAUAAUAGAGUUGAUUUGAAUGUAUGCUUGCAUGGCCAUACACAGCGGGGAGGGGGGAUGCAACAUGGGCAGUUGCCCCCCCCCCAUUAUAAAAACUUACAUUUUUUAUUGUAAAAAACUGCUAAUGAAAUCCUUCAAUUUCACUUCAGAAAAUGCAAAAGUGCCCCAAAGUCAAGCUUGGUUGCUCGUCUACCUCACUCAAUGUAAGUCAGCUCAAUACUUACGUAUUGAGUGCUACCUUCUCUAUUUGAUUAUGAAAUAAAGUUAAUUUGUAUGAUUUAGAAUGAUGCUGAACUAUAAAGAGCAUCGUGAAGAUUUUAAUGAAGAGUCUUCCUUGAAAUUAAUGCAUUCAUGGUACCUCAUAAGUUAACUCGGAAUCUGUAACACACUUGAUUUGAACAUUUGCUUGCAUGGCCGAUUGGCCGUACACAGCAGGGAGGGGGGGGGGCAGAUGCCCCCCCCAGAAAUUUUGAAAACUUCAAUUUUUUACUGAAAAAAACUGUUCACGAAAUCCUUCAAUUUCACUUUAGAAAAUGUAAAAGUGCCCCAAAGUCAAGCUUGGUUGCUUGUCUCCCUCACUCAAUGUAAGUCAGCUCAAUGUAAGUAUUGAGUGCUACUGGGCCCAGAGGGGAAACAAUUAAGUCCACGCUUCUGAACAUUCUCUGUUUCACUUUAUUUAUUAAAAUAUUAACAAU
Molecule: messenger RNA, 4407 nt
Organism: Lytechinus variegatus (green sea urchin)
Lineage: Eukaryota; Metazoa; Echinodermata; Echinoidea; Temnopleuroida; Toxopneustidae
Gene: slc9a8
Product: sodium/hydrogen exchanger 8-like
Exons: 15
Coding region: 146-2047 (633 amino acids)
Biological process (GO): regulation of pH; proton transmembrane transport; sodium ion transport
Cellular component (GO): membrane; Golgi apparatus
Molecular function (GO): sodium:proton antiporter activity
Source: RefSeq, a predicted model, not a curated record